Entamoeba dispar SAW760 is the source of this 390-nucleotide messenger RNA. RefSeq lists its product as uncharacterized. The coding region runs from base 1 to 390 and encodes 129 amino acids. The transcript has 2 exons. The record is from RefSeq and is a predicted model, not a curated record. Lineage: Eukaryota; Evosea; Mastigamoebida; Endamoebidae.
AUGUACUCAAUAACAUCAAUUAUUAUACCAACAUCAAUUAAUAAAUUACCUGAUGGUUGUUUUAGUGGAUGUAUUUCUUUACCUUCAAUAAUUAUACCAUCUUCUAUUAGUAAAAUAGGAACUUGUUGUUUUAUUGGGUGUGAAUUACUAACAUCAAUUAAUAUACCUUCAUCAGUUAGAACAAUAGGUGAUGGUUGUUUUAGUGGGUGUAUUUCAUUAACUAAUAUUGAUAUACCAACAUCAAUUACAUCAUUUGGGAAAUCCUGUUUCUUUAAUUGUGGUUGUGGAUUAGAAUUAAAACAAAAUAUGACAAUUCCAAGAGAUUUUAUAUAUUAUUUUAUUUUUAUUAAAAUAAAUAAAAAAACAUAUAAUAAAAGAGCACGUUAUUAA